UGGUAAGGAUAUCAGUCUCCAACAACAAGAGCCUCAAAUUCCCAUCAUUUUGAAUGCAAGCAGCAUUGGCAGCCAUGGCAGCACACAGCAUCCUUGCAUCCGCACCUUCACAUCCCACAUUCUCUCUCCUCUCUCCUUUCUCUUCCACACCCACUACUUCUUCUGCUACUACCCUUUCAUCUUCCCUUAAAUCUUCUUCCUUCAAUGGUGUUUCUUUCAAGCUUUCUUCCCACACUCAAUCCCUCUCUCUUUCCGCUCCCGCCGCCUCCAAACCUCUCACCAUUGUUGCUGCUACCAAAAAAGCUGUUGCUGUUCUUAAGGGUACUUCCGAGGUUGAGGGUGUUGUUACUUUGACCCAGGAAGACGAUGGUCCAACUACAGUCAAUGUUCGUAUUACCGGACUUACUCCCGGGAAGCAUGGAUUUCACUUGCAUGAGUUUGGAGAUACAACAAAUGGGUGCAUGUCCACAGGUCCACAUUUUAAUCCUAAUAAAAUGACACAUGGUGCUCCGGAAGAUGAAGUCCGGCAUGCGGGUGACCUGGGAAACAUUGUUGCUAACACAGAUGGAGUGGCUGAGGCUACCAUUGUUGAUAAUCAGAUUCCAUUGACUGGACCAAAUUCAGUUGUCGGUAGAGCCCUUGUGGUACAUGAACUAGAGGAUGACCUUGGAAAGGGUGGACAUGAACUUAGUCUGACCACUGGGAAUGCUGGUGGAAGAUUGGCUUGUGGUGUUGUUGGCUUAACUCCAGUGUAAUCUGAUGAAUUUAUCUUUGGACUGUUCUCUGAAAAUCGUGAGUACUCCGUAUUAAAGAAUUCUAUUGCUGGUACCGUGUGAACCAUAAACUUACUUGUCUUGCUACUCGUACUAAGAUCUAGGAGAUGUAUCUUUAUCUGUACUAUUGAUUGUGUAUCUUGAGGCUAAAGAUGGUUCCUGAUUUUGCAGAACCACUAAAAAUAAUAAUAAGUUUGUUGGGAUGCAAUGUUGAUGACAAUUUGCAUCACUAACUUCCCUCUUUAUGAGCAUGCAUUUGCACA
Chenopodium quinoa (quinoa) is the source of this 1036-nucleotide messenger RNA. Its product is annotated as superoxide dismutase [Cu-Zn], chloroplastic. NCBI's taxonomy places the organism in Eukaryota, Viridiplantae, Streptophyta, Magnoliopsida, Caryophyllales, Amaranthaceae. The transcript is spliced from 8 exons. Gene Ontology annotation, biological process: removal of superoxide radicals. Gene Ontology annotation, molecular function: copper ion binding; superoxide dismutase activity. The record is from RefSeq and is a predicted model, not a curated record. The coding region runs from base 54 to 755 and encodes 233 amino acids.